This is a messenger RNA of Gryllus bimaculatus (two-spotted cricket), 477 nucleotides long. The record is from the annotation of a GenBank genome assembly. Lineage: Eukaryota; Metazoa; Arthropoda; Insecta; Orthoptera; Gryllidae.
AUGCAGAGCGGGCAGAGACGAGGCCGGCCGAGGUGUGGCGGAGAGGGGCGCGGUGAAGCGGGGCAAGGAGGAGGCAGAGCGGAGCGGGGCGUGGCAGAGCGGAGCGGGGCGAGGCAGAGCGGAGCGGAGCGAGGCAGAGCGGAGCGGGGCGAGGCAGAGCGGAGCAAGGCAGAGCGGAGCGAGGCGAGACAGAGCGGAGCGGAGCGAGGCAGAGCGGAGCAAUAUAAAGAGCGGGACGAGGCAGGGCGUGGCAAGGCAAUGCGGGGGAUGCGGAGCGGGCAGAGACGGGCCGGCCGAGGUGUGGCGGAGAGGGGCGAGGUGAAGCGGGGCAAGGAGGAGCAGCAGCUUCAUUCGAGCACUCUAAAUUUGAUACUACAAUCUGUCAUACCAGGAUGUGACUUAAGGUCCACUGCUUGUAUUUAUGGAUGUCGUAUUCGAACCGUCAUAAACUUCCAACGAGGUCUUCCAGUAACGUGA